UCCUUACACGUUCAACGUUACUUACUCAUUGUGUACAGUUAUUCAGGUAUUUAUAUUAUCAGUCGCGUACCAUACACGAGCUGAGUUAUUCAGAUUCUAACAGGUUAUGAGCCAUUGAGAGCCGUGCCCUCGAAGCCGCUCAGAAUCGCCCUCGGUCAGCACACACGCGAAACGUCCACCAACGAACGUACCAUAUCCCCCCUCCAACAUCGUAUAGACCCCCAUGGCGAUCGAGAACGCGCCAGGUGACGCGAAGAACGCGCCGCCACCCGACACAAAGGCCACCGUGCCGACCAUCCCUCUCAACGAAGUCAAAUCCGUCAGCCACUUCGCCGACUUCAAACCCCUAGACAAGGAGAAGGCGAACUACAAGGCAUGGCGGGUCUCCAUCGAGGACGCGCUCACCCUUGUCGGACUACGCCCCGUCGCGCUCGGCCUCAUCCCGCGACCAGAUUCGGAUGCCGCACAGGCCGCGAUCUGGGACAACAACGACUGUCUCGCGCGCGCCUGUAUCCGCCAGCGGCUGACCGAAGCGGAGCGAGACCACGUCGAGGACUGCACCACCUCGAAGGACAUGCUCGAGACCCUCCGCAAGCGCCACCGGCAGGAGGGUGCUAUCACGCAGAUGGCGCUCGACGGCGCGCACCAUCAUUGACGACGUCGAGCAUAUCCUCGAGAUAGGCUUCCCCACCAAAGACUCGAAACUCACUUGACACCCUGCUGUCCUCCGACAAGCUCGACCUCU
Molecule: messenger RNA, 745 nt
Organism: Schizophyllum commune H4-8
Lineage: Eukaryota; Fungi; Basidiomycota; Agaricomycetes; Agaricales; Schizophyllaceae
Exons: 3
Coding region: 224-655 (143 amino acids)
Source: RefSeq, a predicted model, not a curated record